CUGGGCCUACUGUUCUGCAGGCAGGUGAUGAUGACUAUAAGCUGCUUCAUCAUCAAUAAGCUGCUACAGAAUUUAAGAAAUUAAUACUUGAAACUAAUUAUAUGUUUAUAUAUAUGUUUUUUUACCUAAAAAGUUCAAAAUGAAGUUCUAAAUUUGAAAAGAAAAUACAUAUAACUAGGUGGGUCUUCUGCUAUUGACUCUAGUUGCCGAGUAGGCGCAUUUCCUGUGAGGAAGUCGUGAGACAGACAGUCUAAAGACGUAGACAGCAUCUACGUUGGUGAAUAACAUGGAUCAUCGCUUUCAAGGUGUUAUUCUCCUGUUUUUAUCAUAUCAUAUUCAAGCAUCCAGAGCUGUGACCUCUGUGUUUGUGAAGAAAGGACGUGAUGUACAGCUGGAUGUUAAGGAAGAUGAUGUUGCUGAAGAUUUUCUAUUUCUUGCAUGGAGAGUCAAUGGAAAACAUAAUUUAGUCUUAUUGUCACAUGGAGAAAAACCAACUCUUUACACAGACAGAGUUGAGUUUUCAGUGACAAAUUGCACUAUGAAAUUGAAGAAUCUACAAGAAACAGACAGUGGAGAUUAUACUGCAGUAGUUUUAGGGGCUGAAAUCAAAGUAGUAGCUGAAUACAAAGUCACAGUUCAAGACCCAGUGUCUCCAGUCAGUCUGACUGUGGACUCAGUGUCUAACAGCUCAGACUCCUGUAACGUCACUGUGACCUGCAGGACACAGGACUCUCACAUCAGCACCACUUUUACAUGUGUCAAACAAAUUUGCAGUGAAGAUGGAGACAGAGCAAAAGCUACAACCUCUGGUGCUGUUCUUCAUGUCUACCUCGACGAUGACUCCAUCAAGUGUAACCAUAGCAACCAGGUCAGCUGGACCACAAACCAAGGAGCAAAGAUACAGGAAUUCUGUCACCAAUCUUCAGAGACUCUCUCUGCUGGUUUCCCUCUCUGUCUGGUGAAGAUGGUCGUGUUCUCCGUUGGCCUGAUCAUCAUGACGUCUGCCGUCAUCACUGUCAAUCUCAUUGAGAGGACCAUGAAAAGAAAACUCACCCAGGAGUAUUUUACUAGUGUCAGCACACAAAACUCAUAUUAACCAUGAACUUUAACAUUCGGUUCACUUCAUGUUAACACUUCACAUUCUGUCACAUUUCACGCAAGAUUCAGUUCAUCGUCAGCAGAGGGUUUUGGAAUCAGUUCUUCAAAAUAGUUCUAGUUACGGAAGUAGCUGAAAGAGAAUGAGGACGGAUUUUAUAUGCUACGAUCUUCUGUCAAUAAAAUAUAAAACGUCUGUGUCCUGUCUUUUGAGUCUUGUUUGGGUUCAAGCCUAACUGUUGAAUGAUCUCAAAUAUUGUGAAAUUAGAAAAAAAAUAGAAAAAAUUAGGGAUAAAAAAUAACGGUAUUCAAUCCCGCUCUCACUGCAGCAAAAGAGCAUCAUACUCACAGCCUUUAAACACCACAUCACUACGCGCUGACUACUAAACUGACGUCAUGCAUCACCCCCCAUGCGUUUUGGGUUGUCAACCCCUGGUUUAAUGAAAUAAUAGUUAAAGUACAUAUUGUGUUAGAACAGAGCCUGUGCAGACAGCAGCUCCCCAGGCUUCUGACCUCUCCAUGGUAGUUCGUCACUUCUCACAGAAAGCGACCUGGUGGCCAAUGUGCCAAUUAAAUCUGCACUGAAGAUGGAGACAGAUCAAAAGCUACAACCUCUGAGACUCUCUCUGCUGGUUUCCCUCUCUGUCUGGUGAAGAUGGUCGUGUUCUCUGUUGGCCUGAUCAUCAUGAUGUCUGCCGUCAUCACUGUCAAUCUCAUGGAGAGGACCAUGAAGAGAAAUCUAACCAGACCUAAGGAGUCUUCUACCAGUGUCAUCACACACACCUCACAUUAACCAUGAACUUUAACAUUCACUGCACGAUAGGUUUCAUGUUAGAGGAAACAUUCAAAACAACCAGGAAGGACAUGAUGAGUACAGAGAUUAUUAACACAGAUUACCGAUUACUAAGAAAUGUGUUAAUAAGAACCAGAACCUGAAACAAAACAAAAAGUUAAAUAAGGAGCAAUAAACAAACUUCAAUCAUAUAUUGUAUAUUAAUUUUGUCUUCAUUCAAUUUUCCUACAUUUAAUUUUCAAACUUUGUACAUUAAAAAUCAUUUAAACGUGG
Messenger RNA from Betta splendens (Siamese fighting fish), 2161 nucleotides. RefSeq names its product CD48 antigen-like. NCBI's taxonomy places the organism in Eukaryota, Metazoa, Chordata, Actinopteri, Anabantiformes, Osphronemidae. The transcript is spliced from 5 exons. The record is from RefSeq and is a predicted model, not a curated record. Bases 287 to 1096 code for a protein of 269 amino acids.